This is a messenger RNA of Rodentolepis nana, 201 nucleotides long. Lineage: Eukaryota; Metazoa; Platyhelminthes; Cestoda; Cyclophyllidea; Hymenolepididae. The record is from the annotation of a GenBank genome assembly.
AUGUGUGAAGAAGACGAAUUGAUGGAACCAGUGUGGGAUACUAGUGGCCCGGAUUGGGUAUCCGUGCUUUUGCGAAGGGCCAGGCUACUCGACAGAGAAGAGGCUCGCAACAAAGUUGCAAUCUCAACGCACAAACAUCCACAAUCUGCUCAAUAUUCGUCAAACGUCUCCCCUUCCCCUUCUUAUUCCCCAACUCAAUGA